Molecule: messenger RNA, 506 nt
Organism: Saccostrea echinata
Lineage: Eukaryota; Metazoa; Mollusca; Bivalvia; Ostreida; Ostreidae
Exons: 3
Coding region: 7-489 (160 amino acids)
Source: RefSeq, a predicted model, not a curated record
GUGUGCAUGAAGGAAGGAAAAGAACUUUACUGUGAUGCUGGUUACACCUGCUGUAAUCAAGGAAACGGAAAAUGUUGCGGACCAGACUUUGUUUGUGGCAUUGACGGAGCCUGCAUUGCUUUGGCGUACUUGAUUUUUCCUCCGAUCAUUACUGUCUUUGUACUCCUCAUCAUACUCUGCUUCUGUUGUUACUGUUGCCGCAAGGAUAAAGAUAAGAAACAAGCCUUAGACAACGAGUACCCUUUCGCCAUGAACGCCUAUCCACCUUCCCACAAUGUGCCUCCCACCGGGGUACCCCUCAGUAUGAUCUCGAAACUGAACAAGAAAACCCCCGUUACCCCCAAACCAACAAAACCGGUCAACAAAGCUGAGCAGUUCCUAGGACCCUCUCCAAAGUACCGAGACGAUAGCGAUCUUCCCAAUUCACCAGCACCACCGUACUUACAGCCUCAAGGGAAAAGCAAAGGGCGCCACAAGGACAUUUAUUGAAAUGUGUUGCAUAAUGA